GUUGUAGCAAAACCCGUAAGCAGCAAGUACCCUUAAACAGAACCUGUAGCUAAGUUCCUAUAUAUACUAAGAUAUUUCCGAAAGGCCGGCAAAAAUGGUGACGGUGGAGGAUCUUCGGAAGGCCUCAAGGGCGGAAGGGCCGGCGACAAUCCUGGCCAUCGGGACAGCGACACCAUCCAACUGGGUUGACCAAAGCACCUACCCGGAUUACUAUUUCCGCAUCACUAACAGUGAGCACAUGACCGAAUUCAAGGAGAAAUUUCAGCGACUGUGUGACAAAACCAUGAUCAGGAAACGUCACAUGCACCUAACCGAGGAGAUCUUGAAAGAAAAUCCAAGCAUGUGUGCUUAUAUGGCUCCCUCGCUGAGCGUUAGACAAGACAUUGUCACAGUGGAGGUGCCUAAACUGGGCAAACAGGCAGCCGAAAAGGCAAUCGAGGAAUGGGGUCAGCCCAAGUCCAAGAUAACCCAUCUGGUCUUUUAUACCAGCAGCACAACCGAUAUGCCUGGAGCCGAUAUCCAGCUUUCCAAACAAUUGGAACUGAACCCAUCAACAAAACGGUUCAUGCUGUACCAACUAGGUUGCUUUGCUGGUGCCACAGUACUCCGACUCGCCAAGGACUUAGCGGAAAACAACAAAGGUGCCCGUAUUCUAGUUGUGUGCGCGGAGAUCACUGCCGCAACAUUUCACGGCCCAAAUAAGGCAGACUUUGUUAGUCUCAUUGGGCAAGCCUUGUUUGGAGAUGGUGCAGCUGCGAUCAUUGUCGGGUCAGAUCCUGAGCCUUGUGUUGAGAGGCCCUUGUUUGAGCUAGUAUCCGCAGCCCAAACCAUCAUACCUGAUAGUGAUGGGGCUAUCAAAGGGCAUCUUUGUGAAGCCGGGAUGACAUUCCACCUCGUCAGGGGUGUUCCUGAUGCCAUCAGCGAGAAUAUCAAUGAAAGCUUGGACGAAGCGUUUGGGCCUCUUGGUAUUUCUGAUUGGAACUCACUCUUUUGGAUUGCACAUGCUGGCGGGCCAGCAAUUUUAGACAAAUUGGAAACGAAACUAUCCCUAAGACCAGAGAAGCUACGGGCUACAAGACAUAUUUUGAGAGAGUAUGGGAAUAUGUCCAGUGCCGGCGUCUUGUUCUCUCUUCAAGAGAUGGUAAAGGCUUCUGUGAAGGAUAGAUUGAGUACCACAGGGGAAGGCCUCGAAUGGGGUGUACUCUUUGGUUUUGGGCCUGGUCUCACUGUUGAAACAAUUGUGCUCCGUAGUGUUGUUAUUAAUUAAGUGGGUGAUGGAGAUUGUUUCUUUGUGUGUGUUUUCCCUUUUAAUGCCAAAAUAUCUCGAUUGAGAUGAAUAAAUCCACCCCUUAGUGCAAAUUAUAUUGAGAUUUAAAUCAUUCUAAACAAGUCCUGGCUGCAUGAGCGGUACAUGUGUUUGAUCAAUUUCAUAUUAUCUCAUCAUCCAUGAUCC
Oldenlandia corymbosa var. corymbosa is the source of this 1453-nucleotide messenger RNA. The record is from the annotation of a GenBank genome assembly. Lineage: Eukaryota; Viridiplantae; Streptophyta; Magnoliopsida; Gentianales; Rubiaceae.